AUGUUUUUCUUUCGAAAGCCUCUAAACCUGAAUAAGGUAUGUUUAUUUACCACUCAUUCUGACUUAUUCUGACUCCAAGUCUUAAAUUACAGUGGCCUGCGAUCAACGAAGCAGAGGAAACAUUUCAAGAUGGAAUUAAAGAAUUGGAAAAAUACAACAAUGAUGGAGUCAGAACAUUGAGAGAAAUCCGAAAAUUGGGUGCGAAUUUGAAAAACAACCAACAUUGUUCAAUGAUUGAAAAAGUAAUUUUGAAUAAUAUUCAGAAUUAAAAGAAAAAAACUACUUUCAGCUUAUGGAUUCUUAUGCUGAGCAAGCUCAAGAAAAAUGCAAUGAAAUAAUCGGAAGAAUCAAUGAAUACAAAACAAAUUUGAUUGCAUUGAUUGAUCGGACAAUAUCGAUUAACGACAGUAAUUUGACAGAAACUGAGCGUUUGAAAUUGUCACAAGAAAUGAGAAAAUAUCAGUCUAUUGUCAUAAAAAGCUUGGAUUAUGGUGAAAGUGUUAACCGUAUCAUGCACCCAGAAAAGUUGAUGGCAGAGAUUUUGAAGUUCAUUGCAGAAUGUUUGAAAACAAUUCGUGGACAACUUGAGAUGUGCUCCUGUGAUCAAUAA
Caenorhabditis angaria is the source of this 610-nucleotide messenger RNA. NCBI's taxonomy places the organism in Eukaryota, Metazoa, Nematoda, Chromadorea, Rhabditida, Rhabditidae. The record is from the annotation of a GenBank genome assembly.